AUGGGAAAGACAAGACCAAAUAUUCACCAAUCAAAGUAUGCGCCACACAACAAGCGAAAGGCAGCAUCAGGCGAGGAAGCGCCUGUGUCGAUGAAGGAGAAGGUCGGGAAAGAGUUGGAACUUGCCAAGCUCCGUAAACAGGUCACCAUUGACAAGCCAAAGAAGACGAUUAAGAAGAAGCCAAUGAGCACAAAGGCCAAGAUUCGCAAGGGAAAGACGCUCGAGCGUGGAUUGAUGAACGCCGAGAAGGAUGAGAAGAGAAUCGAUAAGCAUCAUGAUAAGGUGACACUCAAGAAGCGCGGCAAGCAGAUGUGGGAAUAA
Messenger RNA from Linnemannia hyalina, 321 nucleotides. The record is from the annotation of a GenBank genome assembly. NCBI's taxonomy places the organism in Eukaryota, Fungi, Mortierellomycota, Mortierellomycetes, Mortierellales, Mortierellaceae.